CAAAUAAUAGCAAAAAGGGUCACCAGUCUCCUGCCCCUUUCUCUCCCUCCGUAAACACCAUGGUCAACUAUGAAUGUCCCCCAAUCGUGCAGCCGAGGAUUGUGAGCAACUCAGAAAAGCCUUCGCAUGUAUGUUAUCAUCAUCAUUCCCAAAUCGAAAUGAAGGGUGCAGGGUGGGGUAUAAAUGAGGCUUUGAUCAUAUCCAUCUUGCCUCAUACGAAUGAAGCACAAGGUGGGUUGAUUGUUGAAGUGGGAGCUUUGUCACUAUCAAUAGAAAUACUUCAAAAUAAGAGGCUUAACAUCAGAUGAAAGAUGAGAAGAGAAAAACAGAGAAGUCUAGAUGAUCAAGAUAGUUUAUUUUAUAGGAAGCCAAUCUAUGUUAAGAGUUGGAUAAUAAGAUACCAACCUUCUUUUAAAUUUUUACAUUGUAACUAUUUUCAUCAAAUAGUAUCAUAUACGUUUCGGGAC
Vitis riparia (riverbank grape) is the source of this 467-nucleotide messenger RNA. Its product is annotated as annexin D2-like. The transcript has 3 exons. Gene Ontology annotation, molecular function: calcium-dependent phospholipid binding; calcium ion binding. The record is from RefSeq and is a predicted model, not a curated record. Lineage: Eukaryota; Viridiplantae; Streptophyta; Magnoliopsida; Vitales; Vitaceae. Bases 60 to 308 code for a protein of 82 amino acids.